This is a messenger RNA of Andrographis paniculata, 2347 nucleotides long. RefSeq names its product mitochondrial Rho GTPase 1. The transcript is spliced from 15 exons. Gene Ontology annotation, biological process: mitochondrion organization; small GTPase-mediated signal transduction. The record is from RefSeq and is a predicted model, not a curated record. Gene Ontology annotation, molecular function: calcium ion binding; GTPase activity; GTP binding. Gene Ontology annotation, cellular component: mitochondrial outer membrane. Bases 138 to 2069 code for a protein of 643 amino acids. NCBI's taxonomy places the organism in Eukaryota, Viridiplantae, Streptophyta, Magnoliopsida, Lamiales, Acanthaceae.
AAUGAAUCGUCUUUAAACCCUCAGCAUCGGUGAAACCAAUAAAUUAGAGCAUAGAAGGGUCGCGAAGAAGACAGCAAUCUCUGCACCGCUCCUUCGGUUGUAUCCUCUUCCGCAAGUGAUUUCAGUGGUGGUUUGGAAUGGCUGGAGGUGCUUCGGCUUCUGGUGGGGCGGGGAAUGCUGUGAGGAUUGUGGUUGCGGGCGACACCAAGACGGGAAAGUCGAGUUUAAUAGUUACAGCAGCUGCGGAAAACUUCCCGAGCAAUGUUCCUCCGGUGCUGCCGCCGACCAGGCUUCCGGAGGAUUUGUACCCGGACCGUGUUCCCCUUAUCAUUAUCGAUACUUCGUCCAGUACCGAGAAUAGAGGCAGACUUGUUGAGGAACUAACAAAAGCGGAUGCUGUUGUGCUGACGUAUGCGUGUGACAGAUCAGAAACUCUUGAAAGAUUAAGUUCCUAUUGGCUUCCGGAACUCCGGAGAUUAGAGGUUAAAGUUCCUGUGAUUGUGGUGGGUUGCAUGUUGGAUAGGAGAAAUGAUCAACAGCCUGUUAGUCUGGAGCAGGUUAUGUCACCAAUAAUGCAACAAUUCCGGGAGAUCGAAACUUGUAUUGAAUGUUCUGCACUCAAUCAUAUUCAGAUCCCUGAGGUGUUCUACUAUGCACAGAAAGCUGUGCUUCAUCCAACUGCUCCACUAUUUGAUCAAGAACAACAAGUUCUGAAACCUCGGUGUGUGAGGGCUUUAAAAAGGAUCUUUAUUCUUUGUGAUCAUGACCGAGAUGGUGCCCUAAGUGAUGCUGAGUUGAAUGAUUUUCAGGUCAAGUGUUUCAAUGCUCCCCUACAACCCUCUGAAAUAGUAGGCGUAAAAAGGGUAGUUCAAGAGAAAUUGCGAGAAGGUGUUGAUGAUCGUGGACUUACGUUGACGGGCUUUCUGUUUCUCCAUGCUCUUUUUAUCGAGAAGGGGCGCUUGGAGACAACCUGGACUGUCCUAAGGAAAUUUGGAUAUAACAAUGAAAUAAGACUUCGCGAUGAUCAAUUACCGCCACCUAUAAAGAAAUAUCCUGACCAGAGUGUGGAGCUUACCGCCGAGGCUCUGGAUUUUCUCAAGAAAAUCUUCACCACCUAUGAUGUUGAUGGUGAUGGAGCCCUUCGAUCUGCUGAGCUCGAGGAUUUGUUUUCAACAGCACCUGAAAAUCCUUGGAAUGAAGCUCCGUAUGUGGAUGCUGCGGAAAAGACUGCUCUUGGAGGUCUGACACUGGAUGGGUUUUUAUCACUGUGGGCCCUCAUGACACUUCUGGAUCCAAUUCGUACUGUGGAAACACUUAUAUACAUAGGUUAUUGUGGUGAUGCCUCAUCCUCUAUCCGUGUAACUCGAAGAAGACGUGUGGAUCGAAAGAAGCAACAAACAGAAAGAACUGUCUAUCAGUGUUUUGUUUUUGGACCAAAAGAAGCUGGAAAGUCUGCUUUAUUGAACUCUUUUAUCGGAAGGCCAUUCCCUGAAGAACAUGUACCUACAACUGGUGAACGAUAUGCUGUUAAUUUUAUCGAUCGAACCACAGGGCCUAAAAAGAUUCUUGUGUUGCGAGAGAUUCCCGAGGAGGUGGAUUUACUAUCUAAGAAGGAUGCUCUUGCUGCAUGUGAUGUAGCUAUCUUUGUUCAUGACAGUUCUAGUGAAUCUUCGUGGGAGAAAGCAACAGACAUGCUCGUGGAUGUUGCCAGUCAAGGUGAAGCUACUGGUUACGAGGUGCCCUGUCUCAUUGUUGCUGCCAAAGACGAUCUUGAUCCCUAUCCAACAGAAAUUCAAGAUUCAACCAGGGUAAGCCAGGAUAUGGGGAUAGAGGCGCCAAUCCCCCUCAGCGCAAAGCUGGGAGAUUACAGCAACAUAUUCCAAAGGAUCGUGAGAGCAGCAGAACACCCUCAUUUAAGCAUUCCCGAGACAUCAGCGGGAAGAACCCGUAAGCAGUAUCACCGGAUUAUCAACCGCUCCCUCAUGGUUGUAUCGGUUGGGGCUGCUGCGGCACUUGUUGGCCUAGCUGCAUAUCGCGUCUAUGCUGCAAGAAAGAAUGCAUCAAAUUAGGAUCGGGGAUUCGAACACCUCUCCUCAAUAUCAUCCUGUAACUCUCUCUCUCCUCCACAUUUGUUUAGGGAGUUUAUAGGGAUGCAUAUAUGGUGUGAAACCAAAUUCUCAACUCUUUUUUUUUUAUUAUUAUUAAUUUUCCGAUAACAUGAUUCGACAUGCCGUGGUGCCUUAGUGUUCAUUGCUCCCCUAUUUGUGAAUUUUUGGUAAAAGUAUGAAGUAUUGCAUGCACAGUUUGUAUAAAUUUUGGUCUUAUAUUAGGGUAUUUACAAACGCCA